AUGGCGCCCGCCAAAUCCAAGCGAUCUCGAAACCGUGCUCCAAGCAAAGCAGACUGGGACCGCAUCAGAGAACCUUUUAAUCAAUUGUAUUACCGCAAGGAGCUUCCACUGCCCGAGGUAGCUAAGAUACUUGCAAAAGAAUACAAUUUCGUAGCAGGGCUGUCGAUGUAUAAAACCCGGUUGAAACAGAGACAGCUGGGAACAAGGAAGUACUUCAAAAAGGGAGAAUUGGCCCCUGUUGCAAAGAUUCUCCAAAUCUUUGCACUUGCCGGGUUGAGAACGCCCACCGCGGUUCUUGAUGGCCACGAAGUCCCGACACGUCGUGUGACGCGCCAUUUCAGAUCCUUGUUGGCUCACAAUACAAUGCGGGACUCGACAACCGCCAGGCCAUCUCCAGAGAGGGCCUGUCUGCACAUCCUGAAAACCUUCCAAGAUCGGAAUUACGAUGCAAAAGCUGAGCGUCGUCAUGGACAAGUGACCAUGACAAAGAUCUUUUUGAAACAGUCCCAAGACAUGCACGACCUCGAGUUUGCGUUGAUCCAAGUCAACAAUUACUACUCCUGGCGACUUCACCAAAGCGACGACUACUUCCUACUACAGACCGUCAACGCCAGCCAGUGUGCCCACUCCAACGUAUUAGAUCCAGUCCAAUUCUUCAACGCCGUCACAGAUGCCAUAUUUGCUUGUCAAGGAAGAGAUUUGCAUACCAGCCGGGCUGCAAUGGGAUAUAUUCGUCGCCAAGCACCGAUAGUACUGCAGGGACAACAUCCAACGUUGCUUGAGCGUCUGAUAUAUGAGUGCAUUCGGCUGGAGAACCCUCACAGCAGUCGACUGAGGUGCGGGGUAUAUUCUUUCCUUCUCAGUGUAGCCAGGACCAUUCUUCAAGAAAGCCAUCCCGUAUCGAUGAUUCUGAAAGUGCUCCACAGCCCCGAGACAGAACAAAUGUCAGCAUUACUGCUGUUGGAGAUGAUGUGUGAUGUUGCCCGGAGACAAGAGGAGCACGAUUCGGAGCUGGUCCUCGUUUUCGAAUUUGAUAUAGCCAGGGCCAUUACCAAGCAUGAGGAUUUCAAUACAGCCAUGGAAUGCUGGUAUCGUUUGCUGCAGGGCAGUGUGGACACAUUGGGCGAAAAGCAUGUAUUCUGCAGAGAAGUGCUGUACCAGAUUGGAUAUGUCCAUUAUCGUCACGAGUUCAACAACCAGGCAAGGAAAUUUUGGUUACAAGUUCUGGAGCUAGAUGAUGCCCUCACCCAAGGUGGUAAUGACGUAGCAAUCAUUACCAUCGAUGCUAUCGAGUGCCUUGGAUGGAUCUGUGAGAAGUCGGAAGACUUUUCAGGGGCAGAGGAGUGGUAUCUCAAAGCUUAUAAUGCUGCUUGUCACCACUGGGGCCCGGAGGACACCACAACACUGACCUAUCUUCACGAACUGAAUCGGAUGCGGGCAACACUGGGAGGGAGCGAGAAUGUGUCUAGGGUCGAUCAUGCAAGUGACGAAGAUGUCUUUGAGAAUCUUCAGAUGGAGAUCGACCGACUGCAGUUGCGAGUUGAAGGAUCCGAGAACCUCGAGUUACACGCUGAGCCAUGGAACGAGUGGGACAACGAUGUCGUUGGUGCGAAGAACAACACCAAUUCUUUGAACCGCAGGACCACGGAUGUUGCGACGCCUACCAGCCAAACACCCGGUCAGGAUGGCCAUCAGAAUCGCCGAGUCGAGUUCGCAGACGCCAAUAACAGGACAUCUCAUGAUUCCGGACCAUUCUGGGACGUCACAAACGACCUUGGAUCUCGGACCGAUCAUGGACCCUCAAAACCUACGCAGCCAUUGGAAGGCCUUGCGCUGGAUGAAACGGGUUUGAUGUCGCCUUUCUCGACUGGAGUGUACGGACUGGGCAACGACACCCUAGGAGCAUUCAUGCCUGAGAAACCCAGUCUCCCAUCUUUGCUACCGGCAAGUGGGCAAGGUCUUAUCACUGCGUUGCCAUACAUUGAGACUCUCCCCACACUCAUGGACGACCCUGAAUUCCAAGAAUGCGACGACGCUGAAAAUACUGGUGGCGACUUCGCUGCUAUUGACCCAAUGACCCUCGAUCCCGAAUUCCAAGAGUUCGUCAAUACCGGGAAUACGGGUGAUGCCUUUGACACUGAUCCAAUGUUCCUCGAUUUCGACGGCGACUUCAACUUCAGCACCCUGGAUACUGAGUUCUCCGACGGACGCGACCUGCAAAUGUACCACGCGAUAGAAGGCCAGGACCAAUACGAGGAGCAAGAUUUUUUUGCAUUGUGA
This is a messenger RNA of Fonsecaea multimorphosa CBS 102226, 2280 nucleotides long. RefSeq lists its product as uncharacterized. The coding region runs from base 1 to 2280 and encodes 759 amino acids. Gene Ontology annotation, molecular function: protein binding. The transcript is spliced from 2 exons. The record is from RefSeq and is a predicted model, not a curated record. Lineage: Eukaryota; Fungi; Ascomycota; Eurotiomycetes; Chaetothyriales; Herpotrichiellaceae.